UAAAUGGCUUCUCAACGUGCUCAGAGUCAAGAGCAGGGCCAGAGCACAAAGGCAGAUGACAGUCAUCAGAAAACAUCACGAGUGUCCCUUAGCCACUGUGUAAAGGGACCGAAUACCAGGAAGGACAGGGAGAGGGACUUGGCUCAAUCCGGCUGUACCUGCUCCUCCUCUCUAAUCCCAGAGCUUACUGUGAUGUCACCAGGCCAGGCUCUGACACGCAUUUGUGAUGCCCAACUGUGGCAGCUGCAGCUGCUGUUAUCAAUGUGAGCAGGACGUCACGGCAGGCAGCACUGGACUGGAAGGACAAGAUGAUGCUCCCACUUCUAAUUGCACUGCUCAUGGCAUGCAAGGGACAUGCCCAGGAUCACCAAGAAUCAGUUCUGUGUGGCCACAGACCUCUCUUCCCAAACUCAUCAUGGCUGCCAUUCCGGGAGAUACUGGAAGUCCAGAACGGCGAGUUCCCAUGGCAAGUGAGUAUCCAGAUGCUUGGAAAACACCUGUGCGGAGGCUCCAUCAUCCAUCAGUGGUGGGUUCUGACAGCAGCACAUUGCUUCCCAAAAACCCUGUUAGACGUGGUAGCCGUAAACAUCACUGUGGUCAUGGGGACCAAGACUAUCAGCGACGUCAACUUGGAGAGAAAACACGUGCAGAAGAUCAUUGCUCACAAAGAUUACAAGCCACCCCACUUUGACAAUGACCUAUGCCUGCUCCUGCUUGCCACAGCAGUCCAAUUCAACAAUGUCAAAAUACCCAUCUGCCUGGCGCAGAAGGAGAGCUCCUGGGACCGGUGCUGGAUGGCAGAGUGGGCAUCUGCUCAUGACCACGGCUCAGCUAAAAGCUUAAACAUGAAACUGAAGAAGCUGAGGUUGGUUCAGAUGAACUGGAAAGCAUGCGCCAAGAGGGUGACUGGCCUCUCUAGGACCAUGCUUUGUGCCUGGAAGGAAGUGGGCACCAACGGCAGGUGCCAGGGAGACAGCGGGGCGCCCAUGGUCUGCGGUAACUGGAGGACACGGAGGCUCUUUCAAGUGGGUGUCUUCAGCUGGGGUGUAACCUCAGGAUUCAUGGGGAGGCCUGGCAUUUUUAUGUCUGUGCCUCAGUUUGUCCCGUGGAUCCUGGAGGAGACAGAAAAGGAGGGGAGAGCUGUCACCCUCUCAAGGGCCUCUAGAGUCCCUCUGACUUGUGCUCCGUGUUACUCCUUAUUGCUAAGCUUGGGGUCUCAAAUACUGUUUGCUGCCAUGUUUGCUGGGAAUAAAUCAGAUUGCUAAGCUCUGACCCUCUUCCCGUUCGUCCAGUCUGUUC
Messenger RNA from Acomys russatus (golden spiny mouse), 1299 nucleotides. RefSeq names its product serine protease 51 (gene Prss51). The record is from RefSeq and is a predicted model, not a curated record. The coding region runs from base 309 to 1265 and encodes 318 amino acids. Gene Ontology annotation, biological process: proteolysis. NCBI's taxonomy places the organism in Eukaryota, Metazoa, Chordata, Mammalia, Rodentia, Muridae. Gene Ontology annotation, molecular function: serine-type endopeptidase activity. The transcript has 5 exons.